AUGGACUUCGUUGACGGUGUAAGCCUUGGCGAGAUUCUACGGGACCCGAAUGCCGAGCGUGCUACUAGAGUGACGAGGGAGGACAUCAGCGAUGAUGACAUUAAUGUUAUCUAUAGGCAGGUGGCCAAUUUUCAGCUCCAGCUUUUCAAGCUCGAUUUUGACUAUAUCGGUAGUCUGCCUAACCCUGAAGACCAAGGCUCUACUCCAGCAAGACCUCUAACAUUCAAAGUGCAUUGUAUACUACAAAAUGGGGGGGGGGUGGGCACUUUCGACUACGACAAUUGUCCGCAGCGCUCUUAUCGUCUGUGUUGCCUAAAUAUAUAUUUAAAAGACCGAGCACAGGGCUUUGCAAUAAUCAUUGAGUAUUUCCAAAACGUCGUCGGGCAACACCUGGAGCAGCUUUUCGGCUCGGCUCCGUGGCUUCUCCAAGAUCGGCCUGUUAACAGAACAUGGGACUACGACGAUACUAAUAAGUCACCCAAGAUUGCUGCUAGGUACUUCCGAUACCUGGAGAUUUUCAUGUGUGUCUUGCGGGAGGAAGAAGCAAAAAAUGCAAGAGCAUCAAGAAAGAGAACUCCUUUAAGUGAUAUCGUGUGUAGGUCACAUAUUAAUAAAUGGUAUACAGUGAUUCAGCAAUAA
Penicillium robsamsonii is the source of this 639-nucleotide messenger RNA. RefSeq lists its product as uncharacterized. The transcript is spliced from 2 exons. Bases 1 to 639 code for a protein of 212 amino acids. The record is from RefSeq and is a predicted model, not a curated record. Lineage: Eukaryota; Fungi; Ascomycota; Eurotiomycetes; Eurotiales; Aspergillaceae.